Molecule: messenger RNA, 264 nt
Organism: Periconia digitata
Lineage: Eukaryota; Fungi; Ascomycota; Dothideomycetes; Pleosporales; Periconiaceae
Source: the annotation of a GenBank genome assembly
AAUGGAAAAUACCUCCGAUGCUGCUCGAUGAUGCGGGCCAAGGCUUCGUCUGGUGCCUUUCGUGCCGUUCAAACCCCUCCUUCCAAGAGGGACAUGAGUGCCUAGCAUCCCUAUGUGAUUAUUUGAGUAGCUUGCUGUGCAGACAGAUGUAUGAACCCUCGUCAUACUAAGCCUGGAGACGAGUGGUGGUGAACUACCAACGGUUAACUCGCCAAUUAUUAUUGCAGACAGCCCUGCGCAUAUUGAAGUGCGUCUGUACCUUCC